This is a messenger RNA of Saccharomyces eubayanus, 936 nucleotides long. It is a transcript of the gene MIR1, whose product is annotated as Mir1p. The coding region runs from base 1 to 936 and encodes 311 amino acids. The record is from RefSeq and is a predicted model, not a curated record. Gene Ontology annotation, cellular component: mitochondrial inner membrane. The transcript has a single exon. NCBI's taxonomy places the organism in Eukaryota, Fungi, Ascomycota, Saccharomycetes, Saccharomycetales, Saccharomycetaceae. Gene Ontology annotation, biological process: mitochondrial phosphate ion transmembrane transport. Gene Ontology annotation, molecular function: phosphate transmembrane transporter activity.
AUGUCUCUGUCUGCUGCUCCUGUUAUCCCCCAGUACUCGGUCUCUGACUAUAUGAAGUUCGGUCUAGCCGGCGCCAUCGGGUGCGGGUCGACCCACUCCAGUAUGGUCCCCAUCGACGUUGUCAAGACCAGGAUCCAACUGGAACCCACUGUGUACAACAAGGGGAUGGUUGGGUCGUUCAAGCAAAUCAUCGCCGGCGAAGGUGCCGGUGCGUUGUUGACCGGGUUCGGGCCUACCUUGCUGGGCUACUCCAUUCAGGGUGCGUUCAAGUUCGGUGGGUAUGAAGUGUUCAAGAAGUUCUUCAUCGACAACUUGGGCUACGACACUGCCUCGCAGUACAAGAACUCCGUGUACAUGGGGUCUGCCGCCAUGGCCGAGUUUUUGGCUGAUAUUGCGCUGUGUCCCCUAGAGGCCACCAGAAUCAGACUGGUCUCCCAGCCCAAGUUUGCCAACGGGCUGGUCGGCGGGUUUUCCAGAAUCUUGAAAGAGGAAGGUGUCGGCUCCUUUUACAGCGGGUUCACACCAAUUCUUUUCAAACAGAUCCCUUACAACAUUGCUAAAUUCUUGGUCUUUGAACGUGCCUCCGAGUUCUACUACGGAUUUGCCGGUCCAAAGGAAAAAGUGUCCUCCACCACCGCCACUUUGUUGAACUUGCUUUCCGGUUUGACUGCUGGUUUGGCUGCUGCUAUUGUCUCGCAACCAGCAGACACCUUGUUGUCCAAGGUCAACAAGGCCAAGAAGGCCCCAGGCCAGUCCACCGUCGGGUUGCUAGCUCAAUUGGCCAAGCAAUUGGGGUUCUUUGGCUCCUUUGCUGGGUUGCCUACUCGUUUGGUCAUGGUCGGUACUUUGACCUCUUUGCAAUUCGGUAUCUAUGGUUCGUUGAAGAGCACUUUGGGCUGUCCACCAACCAUUGAGAUUGGUGGCGGUGGUCAUUAG